ACUGAAGUGCUGUGAAAAAGGACGUGUAUCUGUGUUUCAUUCAGCUGCCAGCUAGUGGCAGGACUUUGGAAAUUCUGUGCAGUGUUAACUUCGUAAAUUCCAGAAGGACAAUGAGGAAGGCAGGCAUGAAUCUAAAAUGACCAAGAAGUUACUGGGUAAAUGAAGGGGAUUGUGCAGCUGUGUGUAUGUGUGUGUUUGUGCUGUUAGGAAAGCCGUCCUGAGCGUGUGCGCCGUGUUAGCGGAGUGUGUGCUGAGUAAAAGGGCUCUUCAUCUGCUCUGGACGCAACAGAAUGAGAUGCCUGUGCCCGGCUCUCAGAGCCGUACUCCUGCUGUCUAGCAAGGCGCAAACCAGCCCCGGAGGUCGCUCCCGGUGACAACGUCCUCCCCUGGCUCCCCUCCCCCACCGUAACGCUCCCGUGAGUGUCAGGGGAGGAUUUGGUUUCGGAGUAUUGGACGGCUGGUACGUGUGGGCCCGCCUCACGCUGCCGGAGCGCUCAUCCGAUAAACUAAGAGCCCACCCCCUCCGUGCCCCACAUGCCCGCCCUCUCCCUGAUUCCCACAGAGAUCAGACACCGUGUCCCUUGUAGGCGGUGGUACAGUCAGGCAGGCAGGCGAGUAAGCGAGCGGGUGAGUGAGACGGUCUGCAGCCCUCGCAGGCGCAAUGCGGGAGUGGCGGGCAUCGCAGGAGGAGUCAGGGGCAGUAUGAUACGACGCCACAGGGAUGGGAGGCAAGCAGUCUUUCCUCAGCCAGUCGCCGACCCUGGAGAACAUCCAAGCAGCCUAUGCAGCUGGGGACAACGGGAAGGCGCAGGAGCUGAUCAGGAUUUCUUGCUCGGAAAGUGCAGGAGGCAGGCCGGAAAAGCAUGACCUCCUGUGCGUGGCGGCCAAGCACGGUGACAUCGAGAGCGUGCACUACCUGGUGAAGGAGGCCAAGGUGCCCGUUCCCCGCGAGCCGCUGGAGGACUGCCCCGCCAUCCUGGCCGCCCACUUCGGGCACCACCAUGUGGUGCGGGAGCUGCUGGAGGCUUUGCCAGUGCCGUGCGUGCAGAGGGACCUGCUGAGCUGGAUGCUGACCACAGCUUGCGAGCAGGGUCACCUGGAAGUGGUCAAGCUGCUGGUAUAUAGCUACCAGGCUGACCCGGAGGGCUGCGGCAUCCGCAGCAACGAAUUCGCCGUCAUCACCGGCCUGCCGCUGUAUGCGGCCGCCCGUGCAGGGCAUGAGGAGAUCUCAUCUUUUCUGCUUCAGAAUGGGGCGGGCAUCUCAUCCUACACUCUAAUGGACCACCCCGCCUUCGCCAGGCAGCUGCUGAGGGGCCGCUUCAUGGAGCCAAGUGACGCAGACGCCGGUGGGGGGCCCCAGGAUGCUCUCUCCAUCCGUUGGUGUGGCUUGAAGCUUCCAUGGCUGGACCUGGACUGGUUCAUGGACCUCUCGUCCCGAAUCACCCAGCUGGACCUGUCCUCCAAUAGCCUGUCUUCCCUGCCCUCUGUCGUGCCCUGGGGUCUCAUCCACCUCCAGACCCUGGACCUCUCCAGCAACCAGCUGAAGGAGCUUCCAGACACACGGUCCUCCCAGGAGAUCAUCUGCAGCCAGUUGCGCGAGGUCAACCUGUCUCAGAAUGAGCUGAGCAGCCUCCCCAUUGGCCUGCUGCAUCUCACAAGGCUUCAGAAGCUGAUCGCCACCAAGAACCAGCUGACCUCCCUGUUUGAGAUACCCAACGGAACCAACUGGAUUGGCCUGCGCAAGCUGGAGGAGCUGGACGUGUCCGACAACGGCCUGAUGGUCCUCCCCACCUUGAUCCUGCACUGCCUCAAGUCACUCGUCAGCCUCAAUGUGUGCAGAAACAAGCUGAGCCAGUUUCCUGAGCCGUGGGCCUGCCCAUUGAAGUGUUGCAGGGCCUCCUCCAAUGCGCUUGAGUUCCUCCCCAACACCAUCUCCAUGUUCUGGAAGACACUGAAGGAUGUGGAUUUCUCGGAGAAUACCCUCAGAGAGCUACCGCCGCACAUCUUUGAGCUAGAAGGCCUGGUCUCCCUGAAGCUCUGCGGUAACCAGCUUUCCUCCCUGCCAGCAGCCGACAGGUGGAAGUGCUCCCAGCUGAAGAACCUCGAUCUCUCCAGGAACCAGCUAGGCAAAUACAGGAGUGACACAGGAACAAAGACCAGGAAGCUCCCUUUCUUCACUACCUGGAGCAGGAGGGACCCAGAACCAGUGUCUCCCAUAGAAUUUCCCAUAAUUCUGCGGGACUCAUUGGAAGUGCUUCUCCUGAGUGACAACCAGCUGGAGUGUGUGCCCCAGUCAGUGUGCACCCUGAGAAAUCUCUCUGAGCUCUAUUUGUCCAACAAUCCUGGCAUUCGGGAGCUACCGGCAGAGCUGGGGCUGCUGUCCAACCUCUGGCAACUCGACACUGAGGAUCUGAGCAUCAGCAACAUCCCAGCUGAGGUGCGGCGUGAAGGCCCUGCAGCCGUACUGGCUUUCCUGAGGGCUCACCUUCGUAAGGCAGAACGCUGCAAGAUGCUGAAGAUGAUUGUGGUGGGGCCACCCCGGCAGGGCAAGACCACGCUCCUGGAGGGCCUGCAGACCGGUCGGCCCGGGCAGUUUCUCGCCCAAGAGUGCAGCGUCAGGACAUCUACGUGGGAGCUGGAGCGGCCCAGCGGGGUCAAAGCCACUAUGGAUUCAGUGGAGUUCAACGUGUGGGACGUGGGAGGGCCGGCCAGCAUGUCCACAGUCAAUCAGUGUUUCUUCACGGACAAGGCGCUGUAUGUGGUCAUCUGGAACCUGGCUCUGGGAGAGGAGGCGGUGGCCAGCCUGCAGUCCUGGUUGUUAAACAUUGAGGCCAGUGCCCCUAAUUCUGCUGUGAUAGUGAUUGGCACACACCUCGACCUCAUUGACACAAAGUUCCGCAUAGAGAGGAUUGCAACGCUGCGCGCCUACAUCCUGGCAUUGUGCCGAUCGCCAUCCGGUGCCAGGGCCAGCGGUUAUCCGGACGUCACCUGCAAGCACCUGCAUGAGGUGUCCUGUAAGACAUCGGAGGGCCUGGAUGGCCUGAAGAGGCUCAUUUACCAAGUGGCCUGCACCAUGAAGGACGUCAGCACCUCCUCCAGCGGCCACAAGCUGGUGGGGAGACUGAUCCCGAAAAGCUACCUCCUGCUGCAGGACGCUGUGAUCGCCGAGCAGCAAAGGCGGGAUGCAGAGGAUGAGGUGCAGUACCUCACUGACCUAGAGCUGGAGAAGAUCAUUGAGGAGAAUCCAGCUAGUGACAUAAAGGACUAUGAGGACCUCCAAACCGCCAUUGGCUUCUUGAUCGAGACCGGCACCUUGCUGCACUUUCCGGACACCAGCCACGGACUCUGCAAGCUCUACUUUCUGGAUGCCAAGUGGCUCUCCGAGUGCCUUGAGCGCAUCAUCAACAUCAAGAGCUCGCGCUCCGUGGCGCGGAAUGGCGUCAUCCGCGCUGAGGACCUGCGCAUGCUGCUGGUGGGCACUGGCUUCACAGAGCAGACGGAGGAGCAGUACUUCCAGUUCCUGGCCAAGUUUGAGAUCGCCCUGCCCGUGGCUAAUAACAGUUACCUGCUACCUCACCUCCUGCCCCCAAAGCCUGCCAUGGACAUACAUUGCUUCCGGCAGCAGACCACCAAUACCAUCCAGAGACUGUUUAAGAUGAGUUUCGUGCCUGCUGGCUUUUGGGAACGUUUCAUUGCCAGGAUGCUGAUAAGUCUCACAGAGAUGGACCUCCAGACUUUUGAAAGCAAGAGAAACUCGAAAAACCUCCGAAACCGUAACUCGGUUAUUUACAGCUUUGCCGGUAACCAGCAGAGGAAUCGGUGCAGCACAUUUAGAGUCCGUCGCAGCCAGACUAUCUACUGGAAAGAGGGCCUUCUGGUCACCUUCGACGGGGGUUAUCUGAGUGUGGAGUCGUCAGACCUCAACUGGAAGCAGAAGAAGAGUGGUGGCAUUAAGAUCAUCUGUCAGUCAGACAUGCGUGACUUCUCAGCCAUGGCCUUCAUCACGGAUCACGUUAACUCGCUGAUCGAGCAGUGGUUUCCCGCACUGACGGCCAGCGAGAACGAUGGCUCGCUGCUCAUGGAGCAGUACGCACCGUGCUCCAUCUGUGUGCCAGCGGCCCGAGCAGGACCCCGGGAGGCGCGGUCAGGUGCUGUGCACCUCUUCAACAUGGCAGACUGCGUGCUGGCUGCGGUGGAGAAGGAGCAUGUUGUGUGUCCCAACCACCCACAGCAGCCUGUCCCCCUGCAGGAGCUGGUACCUGAGCUCUUCAUGACAGACUUCCCUGCACGCUUGUUCCUGGAGAACCAGCAGCUGGAGUGCAGCGGGGAGGAGCAGGACAUCCUGGGCCAGGGGGGCAGUGGGACUGUCAUCUACCGGGCCAAGUACCGGGGCGAGCUGGUGGCCAUCAAGCGCUUCCACUUCAAAAAGUGCCGACAGUUGUCCCUGGCCUAUCGCACAGACACCAUGAUGAAGCACUUGCAGUCCGUGGAUGCCAGCAGGACCUUCUCGGAGUUCCGGCAGGAGGCCAGCAUGCUGCAUACGCUGCAGCACCCCUGCAUUGUCGCACUUCUGGGCAUCAGCAUCCACCCGCUCUGUUUCGCCCUGCAACUGGCGCCACUGGGCAGCCUCAACAGUGUGCUGGAAGAGCGGGCCAAAGGUAUGCGCUACAUGCCCCUGGGGCAUAUGCUUACCUUCAAGGCGGCCUAUCAGAUCGCCGCCGGCCUAGCCUACCUGCACAAGAAGAGCAUCAUCUUCUGUGACCUGAAGUCCGACAACAUCCUGGUCUGGUCGCUGGAGGUGUGCCAGCCGGUGAACAUCAAGCUCUCGGACUAUGGCAUCUCUCGUCAGUCCUUCCAUGAGGGGGCGCUGGGGGUGGAGGGCACCCCAGGCUACCAGGCCCCCGAGAUCAAGCCUGGCAUCGUGUAUGAUGAGAAGGUGGACAUGUUCUCUUACGGCAUGGUCUUAUACGAGCUACUGUCCGGACGCAGGCCCGCCCUGGGCCAGCACCAACUCCAGAUCGCCAAGAAGCUGUCCAAGGGUGUGAGGCCGACACUGGGCAGCCCGGAGGAGGUGCAAUUCCACUGUCUGCAGAGCCUCAUGGUGGAAUGUUGGGACACCAAGCCAGAGAAACGCCCUCUGGCUGCCCCUCUUCUCCGGCAGAUGCAGGAGCCCAGUUUUCCCUGUUUCAAGUACCUGCUGUCCUGUGAGAAUCAUGACCAGCUCUUUCUGCCUGGCCAGCAGGGCCACAGCGCUGUGUUCUGGGACGGGGAGAAGGAUGAGAGGAACUACACGGUGGUGAAUCUCGAUAACGGUCAGACGGAGGUGAGGAGGAUGCCCUGUCCUGGAAUGAGACUAAGCUGCCAGCUGAAGACUGAGAACACCCUCUGGACGGCGACGGAGGACCACAACAUCUAUAUCUACAGCCUGAAGGAGAUGUGUCCUCUCGGAUAUCCUCAGCGGCAGCUGGCCUGCCCGGCUGUGGUCACGUGCCUGUUCCUGGUGCCGGCCAAAAAAGAGGCCCUGCCACUGGUGUUCGUGGGCAUGGCCGACGGCCUGCUGGCCGUGUACAUGCUGUGUGACGACAUGCCCCUGGACGGCGAGACCUACCUGUGUUCCCACACGGUGAAUCGCUCGCAGUUCCAGCUGGAAGACACGGACCCGCGGCAGCGGCCCUACCCGGUGCUCAGCAUGGCGCUGGUGCGCAGCGACUCCGAGGUCUGGUACACCAACGGGCCAGGCCUGCUAGUGGUGGACCGCCUGUCCUUGCAGGCAGUACGCCGGCUCGAGCCGUAUCGGGUGCCUUCACGCAUCGUGUCCCUGGCCGCCAGCUCAGCUUGCUGGGGCGAGGAGGCAGUCUGGUGCCUGGACGACCACACCAACACGCUGCUGAUGUACCACGCUGCCACCUACAGGCCAUGCGCCACCUACGCCUGCGGGGACGCCAGCCCUCUGCGGGACACUUUCGGCGUAACCUGGCCUUCAGGGACGGCCUGUAGCCCCCCGUCCUCACCCCAGCAGGAUGGCCCCGAGCAGGGACACAGCCCGGCGGAAGUGAGGAUCUUGUACGAGGAGAACGCCGGCACACAGAUCCUGUGUCACCAGGACUCUCUGACUGACUACUGCUCCGUAAGCUCCUUGGCCUGCUCGCUGGAGCACCCCUGCCGCACGGAGCAUUCUGGAUCCUGGGCCAUGAGCUCCCUCGCCAGCUCCAGCGUGCCAGCCUCCCCUGAGGUUGAGGAGCCUGACGGGCUGCGGGACGGGAUCCCCGCGUGUCCCUCCCACACGGUGAUCGCAGAGCCUGCCCUGGAAGGCCACACUCCUCCACACCUGCAGGCCCUCGCCGUGCUGGCCGUGAAAGGCACGGUGUGGAUCCCCAGGCACGGGGGAGACAUGAUGGUAAUCGAGCUGCAGCAGCAGGGGGCGCUGCACCAGGGACGUGUCAUUGCGGUCCUCCACGCCCCGGGACUGACCCAGUUCGGGACCCUGGUCGGGGCAGCUGUGGUUGCAAAGGACACGGUUGUGUGUGGUUUUCGGAACCAAAACGCGGAGUGGUGCCUAGCAGUCUGGAGGAGCUGGGGGUCCAGGGAGAUGGAGGUCUUCUACCAGUCCUACGAGGAGCUGGGGCGGCUAGAGACCAGCAUGAGAAAAAGAAGGUAGCUCUUUGCCUGCUCAGAAUCGGAGGCCCAGGGGGCCGAGGGCAGGGGUAGGGGGCGAGCGGCCUGACAUCUACACCACCAUGAAGGAUGGGAGCCUUGGGAGGAGGGCGGGUGCAUCCCAUGGACCAGCGGUGUACCUGUAUCCCGGCGACGGCAUGUGUGUGCUUCUGGCCCGCCGUGGAAAAGGGACUCCCGUUUCUCACUGCCAUGUGGGGACUUCCGGGCUGCAACGCCACGGCUACGCCUUGGGAGAGACGGGUAAAUCAGACCUCUUCAGGAAGUGGGCCGAGAGAGAGCAGCCUGAGCAAACGGGAUCAAGUGGCGUGUCCAUGAACCACUGCACCUUCAGAAGGAAGACCGGGGCAGGCCCCCUGAGCUGCUGGGGACAGGGGGAUCAUAAGGCCAUCUGCUCAGAAAUCCUGACAAUCCCCAGCUGCUCAGGCUUAUAGUCGAUGAGUAAAAUGCAACUGCACCUUUAUGAACAAGAGCUGUAUUUUUUUUCCCUUUAUUUGUGAUAAAGCAUGAAAUAUUAAACUAAUUUAUACUAUGAUGUUCACAAUCACUUAUCUGCAUGUGUAUAUAGGAAAUAUUGUUCCUUUCUAAAAUAAAUCUAUGCAAUAAAGUUCGUGCAUCUCUUUUA
Molecule: messenger RNA, 7297 nt
Organism: Paramormyrops kingsleyae
Lineage: Eukaryota; Metazoa; Chordata; Actinopteri; Osteoglossiformes; Mormyridae
Source: RefSeq, a predicted model, not a curated record